CCAAUAGCGUUGCAGAGAGGCGUUCCAGUUCGCGGCCGCUCCAAUCGGCACUCAGAGAGUUGGCGUCUCCAAGGUGAAGGCGGAAGUGAGGCUUUGCAGCGCGCCAUGGAACCGCUCCUGCAAAACCUGGAGCGCUUUUUCGAGGUUCUGGCCAUCUCCCGCACGAGCCACGUCGGCACCUGGGACUCGGCGACUGUGCGCAGGGCACUGCAGUGGGCGCGCUACGUGCGUCACGUCUACCGGCGCUUUGGCCGCCAUGACCGCAUCCGCACAGCCCUGCAGCGCCGGCUGCUCAGCCAGUGGACGCGGGACGGCGGCUUUGGGCUGGGUCCUGUCCCGGGCCUGACGAACUUCGAGGCCCUGGGAUACAGUGAUGUCCUGCUGUCCCUGCGCCUGUUAAAGAAUCGGGCACUCGGGGAUGCUGCCCGUCACCAUCUCCUCCAGCAGCUCUUUCCGGGUCCUGGAGCCCCAGACGGUGAUGAGGAUUCUCUGCAAGACAAACUGGCCCGCCUUGCCCGCCUCCGCUCUGCCGUCCACCUGCUGAGUGUCAGUGCCCGUAGAGACAACCCAAAUCUUCAGGAAGAUCCACUGAUGAAGACCCAGGCAGAGCUGCUGCUGGAGCGUCUGCAGGAGGUGGGGUCAGCCCAAGAGGAGGGCCCCAGCAGGUUUCUCAGCAGCCUGUGGGAGCGCUUGCCUCGGGAUAACUUCCUGAAGGUGAUAGCCGUGGCGCUGGUGCAGGGGCCUCAAGCAGAGUUGGAAGGGCUCAGUGCCCAAGCACCUGGAAAGGGGAGCCAAGAACUGGUACGUUGGUUACUGGAGAAGUCAGAGGUCAUGGCUGCUUUUUGCCGGAACAAUCCAGCUGGACUUUUAGCUUCUGUGGCAGUCCGCCAACCUGCACUUUUUCGUGUCUAUCUGACCUUGCUUACAGACUGGGGUCAACACCUGCACUAUGAUCUUCAGAAAGGCAUUUGGGUUGGAUCGGAUUCCCAAGAUGUGCCGUGGGAGGAGUUGUAUGAUAGGUUCCAGAACCUCUGUCAGACCGCCACACCUCUGAAAGAUGAAGUUCUCACUGCCCUGGAGUCCUGCAAGGUGCAGGAUGGAGGGUUUGACGUCCCUGGGCUUAGCAUCUGGACUGACCUGCUGGUGGCUCUGCACAGUGAUGCAUGAUGUUGCCUGUGGGUGGAAGGCAACUUUCCGAACUCACCCAGGCCCCAGAUCCAAAUGGGCCACGUCCUGCCACUAAUUAGAUGUAAU
Ochotona princeps (American pika) is the source of this 1254-nucleotide messenger RNA. It is a transcript of the gene FANCF, whose product is annotated as FA complementation group F. Gene Ontology annotation, biological process: interstrand cross-link repair. The transcript has a single exon. The record is from RefSeq and is a predicted model, not a curated record. Gene Ontology annotation, cellular component: Fanconi anaemia nuclear complex. The coding region runs from base 106 to 1167 and encodes 353 amino acids. Lineage: Eukaryota; Metazoa; Chordata; Mammalia; Lagomorpha; Ochotonidae.